Molecule: messenger RNA, 1056 nt
Organism: Parastagonospora nodorum SN15
Lineage: Eukaryota; Fungi; Ascomycota; Dothideomycetes; Pleosporales; Phaeosphaeriaceae
Exons: 4
Coding region: 1-1056 (351 amino acids)
Source: RefSeq, a predicted model, not a curated record
AUGAAAGUCUAUCAUCUUCUCUUACUGAGCUUUAUUGCUCCCACAUCCAUCGCACAAAGCAACACAUACUGGGUACACGGCAGCUACCAAAACCCGAAGUUCAACGGAGGGUUUGAUUUCGGGAUCAAAGACGCGCUGUUUAUGGCACGCCGCUCCCUCAUGAGACUCAAUGCGCCUGUCAGUCCCUACAUGGAUGAUAUCUUUUUGCUCCAUUUCCGCAAGCCCGGGACAGAUAUCGCGACAUUGAACAUAGUCAAGAGGUAUGAUAUGUUGGAUGGCCAACAGACAAUUUGCUUGUCGGCAGGCAUAUUCGAGACCGUUGGGGAGCGGUUUGUAUCAACAACAAACCAGGUGGCAGCGGAGGUCCGCUUCUACUGUGAUAAUGAUGAAUGUGGAGAUGGGAAGCGGUGGACCUUGACCCCAAACGAUCCAGAUGAUCCGGUCUAUGUGAGGAACGACCAGCUACCACGUCUACCAUCCCCUGGGGAAAAGGUCGAGGAACAACCAUUGCAGCAGUGGCAGGACGAGACAAACUGGGUUAGACAAAGUCGCGGAUCCAUGGGCUGUGCGGGUCCGGGUACACAAGCCGAAACCUACACUAGGAAGUUCUCAUCUGAAAGGAGCCCAAGCGGUAUGAAUGCAAACCGAGCCACUAUAACUAUAUGUGACAGCUCUUUAUUGUCUUCAGAACUUGUUACCCCUGACUUCUUGAAGUUCUCGUCAUUCAAGGGUCUGGACAGCGACUUCGCAAGCCGCCGGCCCUUUGCCGAAUUCACGACUUAUGGAAAACAAGUAGUGUUCUUGGACAUAUUCGCACGAACUGACGACGUGACAUACGAUUGGAAAUUAACUGUUACUCAGAGCGCUGAGAAGGCAAUUCGGAACGCUGAGACGUUUGUCAUGUACGCGAUGUUUUCACGAGCCGCGGAUAAAGGGUAUAGGUUGAGAAUGGACGGGGCUGACGACGCAACCAAACUCAAAAUGAUAAACAGAGCCGAGAUAUUCUACGACCAGAACCUGGAAAGAGUUGGAGGCGAACAAGAUACUCCUUUUUGA